AUGAAGUUCCUCAAUCUUCUCUCAGUCUCUUUCGCUCUGUCUAGCGCUCUCUUGGCACAAGCUGCCCGGCCCUUGGAGAACCUUGGCCGAGGGGUAGUAGCUGUGCGCACAAGCGACGAAGAUAUCUUGGUUACCUGGCGUCUUCUUGGACUAGACCCAUCAGGGAUUGGCUUCAACGUCUAUCGUGACACGGGAACCUCACCGAAAAAACUCAACGACGAAGUCCUCACAGGCGGCACCAACUUCCUUGACUCUACCGCUAAUCCGAAUGAAGUCAACACCUACUUUGUACGGCCCGUCAUUGGUAGCAAAGAACAAGAUACCAGCGGAUCUUUUAGUUUACCUGCUAAGAACGCGGUCGAGCCGAUUGUUCGGGUUCCUAUCCGUAGUGGUGGCGCUGUCAAGUUCGUCUGGGUUGGCGAUCUUGACGGAGAUGGCGAGUGGGAUUACGUCCUUGACAGACAGACUUCGCCCCAGACCAUCGAGGCUUACACCAGUAAUGGGACUUUCCUCUGGGAAGUCAGCCUCGGCCCCAAUAGCGAGAAUCAAAACAACAUAGAGCCGGGGUCAUCGACAAUUGACGUUGGUCAUUGGGAUGGUGUCACUGUUUUCGACUUCGACAGUGAUGGACGUGCCGAAGUUGCCAUCCGGAUCGCCAAUGGAGUUGUCUUUGGAGAUGGGAAGAUAUUUGAUGACGGGGAAACGGACAACCACCAGUCCAUGGCUAUUCUGGACGGGCGCACGGGGGCUCUUCGAGCCUCCGCCUCAGUCCCUACGGAUUACAUCGACGACGGACCCCUCGCCGCCCGUCUUGGUGCCGGAUUCCUGGACGGAGAGACACCUCAUCUCGUGGCAUACAUGAAGAAUCGCAUCGGAUCUGGUGAUUUCAACUUGAUGUAUGUGACCUGGACCUUUGACGGCACAUCUCUGAAGCAGAAGUGGAAGUGGAAUCGGGGCGACAAGAAUUUUCCCGAUGGGCAUAACACGCGCAUCAUUGACCUCGACGGGAACGGGAAGGAUGAGGUCCUCGAGAUUGGCUUUGCACUGAACGGAGACGGCACCGAGAGAUACACCCUCGGAGAUCAGGGUAUCAUCCACGGCGAUCGUUUCCACCUCGCCAAGAUUGACCCCGAUCGUGAAGGGCUUCAGGGGUACGGUGUACAGCAACGAAACCCAGAUCUCAUCUAUGAGUACUACUAUGAUGGCUCAUCUGGCGAGAUCAUCUGGAAACACGUCGGUGACAACGUGACCGACGUAGCCCGCGGCAUGAUCGGUGAUAUUGACCCCACCCGCCCCGGCAUGGAAGUGUGGUCAUUUUCAGGAGUUUACAACGCCAAAGAGAACGAGCUCACAGAGUCGGACACUGAGCUCGCCCCGUGGCCCCACUUGGGCCUUUGGUGGGAUGGAGACGAGCUACUCGAACUUUUCAACGAUGGCAAGUUUGAGAAGUGGGACUGGGAAAACCCCAGUACUUCCAACAGCCUUCCUCGAAUCUUGAGAGUCAGCGAUUUCGGCGGAGUAACUGCCGGCAGAUAUCCUAAUUUUAUCGGUGAUAUUCUUGGUGACUGGAGAGAGGAGGUUAUCGUCACGAAUGGAGCUGCCGAUGAGCUGCUCAUCUUCACGACUGACAAGCCGAGCGAUGUUCGCUUGUAUACUUUGGCUCAUAAUCCUGCAUACCGCAAUGCAAUGACUCUGAAGGGGUACAUGCAAUCUCACCAUGUCGACUACUUUCUCGGCAAGGAUAUGAAGAUGCCACCUCAGCCAAAUAUUCGAUACACAGUUGCGAAGUAG
Colletotrichum fioriniae is the source of this 1791-nucleotide messenger RNA. RefSeq lists its product as uncharacterized. NCBI's taxonomy places the organism in Eukaryota, Fungi, Ascomycota, Sordariomycetes, Glomerellales, Glomerellaceae. The record is from RefSeq and is a predicted model, not a curated record.